Messenger RNA from Paramecium sonneborni, 802 nucleotides. The record is from the annotation of a GenBank genome assembly. Lineage: Eukaryota; Ciliophora; Oligohymenophorea; Peniculida; Parameciidae.
AGAGAAACUAGAAAUAGGCGAAUAUUAAUAUUUUAAAUAUUCAAUGUCUUCUCAAUGUGAUACAACUCCUUAGAAAAUACUUUAAAAUUAUAGCACAGAUCAUUCCUAAAGAUAUAUAUCACCUUGUAGUGAUGGUUCUGACUAGGACACGGAAAAUCUAAUUAAAUAACCUACAAUUAGAAAGAAGAGUUUUGCAACUCCUGGUGAUAAAUAUGAUUAAUCAGAUGGCAAAAGACAAUAAUUAAGAACUAAAUUCUGUAGAAACUUUUAAGAAAAAGGUUAUUGCCAUUACAAAGAUAAGGUACAUUUAAAUGAAAUGAAAGUGUUCUUUUAUACAUGAGUCACAUAGAAUAGAGAACUUAGCCAAUAGACGAACUAAACCAUGUAGAUGUUUCUUUUCUAUUGGCAUUUGUCAAUUUGGUAUAAAUUGCCAGUAUGCCCAUUAUGAAGUUAUUGAUAAAGAAGAACUACGAGAUUUUGUUGAGAAAACAUUUAAGGAAUAAAAAUUAAUGGUUCCCAUUCAUCCGAGUAUUUAUUUAAUCAUAACAAAUAGAUAAAUUAUAGCCUGAUACAAGAAACGACUUACAAAGAUUUUAACAUUUGUAUAAAAUUUUUGGAAGGAAACUAAGCUUCAGAAGAGAUGAUUUAUUAGUCAAUAUAUGCAGAGAGUAUGAUUAUUUUCUAUUUUGAAGGAGAAAUUCCAUUUUCCUUAGACUUUGCUAAAGUGAGGUAUAGGAAUUCGAUGACCUUCUUUAAUGACCUUAAAUAUAUAUAUAUAAAGUUAUUCUAUAAUCUGAAGUCU